Messenger RNA from Malurus melanocephalus (red-backed fairy wren), 2468 nucleotides. RefSeq names its product internexin neuronal intermediate filament protein alpha (gene INA). Gene Ontology annotation, biological process: intermediate filament organization. The transcript is spliced from 3 exons. The record is from RefSeq and is a predicted model, not a curated record. The coding region runs from base 1 to 1326 and encodes 441 amino acids. Gene Ontology annotation, molecular function: structural constituent of postsynaptic intermediate filament cytoskeleton. Gene Ontology annotation, cellular component: postsynaptic intermediate filament cytoskeleton; cytoplasm; intermediate filament. NCBI's taxonomy places the organism in Eukaryota, Metazoa, Chordata, Aves, Passeriformes, Maluridae.
AUGAGCUACAGCGCGGAGCCGGCGGCCGCCUCCUACCGCCACCUCUACGCGGACGCCCCRCGGCGCCCCGAGAUGCCGGCCGGCCGGUGGGCGCGCCCGGGCGCGGAGCCGGCGGCGGUGCGGGAACGCGGAGCCGAGCCGCGGUGGGCGAGGGGCAGCGAGAAGGAGCAGCUGCAGGGCCUGAACGAGCGCUUCGCCGGGUACAUCGAGCGGGUGCGGGCGCUGGAGGAGCGGAACCGGGCGCUGGCGGCGGAGCUGGCGGCGCUGCGACAACGCUCGGACGAGCCGCGCCGGCUGGGGCAGCUGCUGGGCGGGGAGCUGCGCGCCCUCCGCGCCCGGCUGGAGGAGGCGCACGGGGAGCGGGCGCAGGCGGCGCUGGAGCGGGCGCGCUUGGCCGAGGAGACGCAGCGGCUGCGGGCGCGCUGCGAGGAGGAGGCGCGGAACCGCGCUGAGACGGAGCGGGCGCUGCGCUCCCGGCAGCAGGCGGCCGAGGCGGCCUCCCGCGCCAGCGCCGACCUGGAGCGGCGGGCGGCGGCGCUGCGGGAGGAGCUGGCGGCGAUGCGCAGCGCCCACGCCGAGCAUCUCGCCGAAUUGGGCGCCGCGCUCCCGGCCCCGGCCCCGCCGCCGACCCCGCGGCCCGACCUGGCCGCGGCGCUGCGGGAGCUGCGCUCGCAGUACGAGGAUCUGGCGGCCCGCAACCUGCAGGCGGCCGAGGAUUGGUACCGCGCCCGCUGCGCCCGCCUGCACGAGCGGGCGGCCCGCAGCCAGGAGGCCGUGCGCGCCAGCCGCCGGGAGGCCGGUGAGUGCCGCCGCCAGCUCCAGGCGCGCCUGGUCGAGAUGGAGAGCCUGCGCGGCGCUCACCAGUCCCUGGAGAGGCAGCUGCAGGAGCUGGAGGAGCGGCACAACGCCGAGGCCGCCGGCCUUCAGGACACCAUUGGCCAGCUGGAGGAUGAUCUGCGGAACACCAAAAACGAGAUGGCUCGGCACUUGAGGGAGUACCAAGACCUGCUCAAUGUCAAGAUGGCCCUUGACAUCGAGAUAGCCGCCUACAGGAAGCUGCUGGAGGGAGAGGAGACCCUCUUCAACAUGGGCAGCAGCGGCAUUCCAUCACUCAAUUCCCUGCCCAGCCCCACUUACUCCUUCCAGCCAAGGAGCUUUAGUUCCUCUACUCUGUCCUUCAAGGAGGAAGAGCAAGGAGAGGUUAUUAAAGUGACCUCUAAAAUAUCAUCCAGCAGGGCUGAGGUGAUUGAGGGCACCAUAACCUCUGUCAAGAAAAGAGGGAGGUUAAACCUGCAUGGAGGAAUUCUUGCAAAUGCAAAGAUGUAACCACCAGGACCCUGUUCACAUACAUUUGAGGGGGAACAAUCUCCACUCGGCCUCGAAAUUGCUCCUCUGGGCACGAAGCUGCACUGGGCUCGCAGGAACCCUCCCUUAGAAACACGAAAACCACCCGGGGUCACCAACUCAGGGAUGGCUUCCUUGCGGGUCCUGCCAUGCAGAGGCUGAGCUUGGCACAUUGGUCCCUUUUAAAUGGGGUGGGGGCAUGCAGGACAGGUAGCUAGAGAUGCAUGUUGGUCGUUGUGGUGGUGGCACAUGGACUCACAGCACGCUCCCUCUCUCCUCCUGYGGCUGGCGAGGGGCAGCCAGCUGGGCAUGCUGCUGAGCCAGCUCUGGGGAGGGGAGGGAAACAACUCAACAUGUUUACUAUAACUAGUUCCAAGGCUACAUACCUUCAUCAACUAUUCAAACCUGUGUACAGCUAAACUCUUCYGCACUCCUCAAACUGUAGCCAUCCACUUUUAACCCUAGAAGCACAGAAAUAGCCAUACUGGACUCUAACCACACCUGACAUCUGAUCUCAGCCACGUAUGUUUUGAACUAUAAGGAAUGUUAAUUUUUCUUUGUACUGAUGAAUGUUGUUUCCUGACAGCACUAGUCCAGGCAGGCACAUGGGGUUUAGAAGCAGCAGACACAGGGCAAGGAAUUGGUACAUUGGAGGAGAAGGCAUCACCGUGCCAUGGGGUGCAGCACCACAUGUKGUAUCAUUGGCUUCCAAAUAUCAGGGUCUGAGGGCCCCUUGUUUGGUUGCACAGUGUUCACAUGAAAACCCUGUGCCCAGAUUAGCAUCGUGCCCCAGCUGGCACUGGGAAGCUGCAGGACUCCUGAACACCAGCCCGCAAAGCAUCCUUGUCUCCGCUCCAACUGUUCCAAMGUGUGCCAAAUUUGAUAUAGGAUUYAACAACCWUAGGUUUCCUUCAAUGCCUUAAAUUGCCAGCGAUCGCUUUAGCAAGAGCCGGAGACUCUGCGUGUUGUGUGUCAGCGCCCUGGCAGGGUUAUCAUCACCAGACCUCGCUGCCCUCGCAGCGGUGCCAGAGUAGUUCCUGGAACCAGCAAACUGUUUGCUCGCACUCUUUCCUCUUCUAUUGUAAGGCACAAGUUAAUAAUUAAAAAGAGAAAUAGUUGUGUGG